GCGCGUGGAGCAGUCACCUCCACCGGGGAGAGCGUCGCCAACCACUGGAGCGCCUCCUCCCACAAUACCCCCACCCCCACCCCACCCCCACCACCACCACAAAAAACACGACGAGCGAAACACGAAGAAGAAAAAAAGAGCAAACAACCCGACGCGCGAGCUCGCUCUCCGUGGUCUGUUCCCGUCUCGCCUCGUCCACAGGUUGAAGCGGCGCGGCGCUACGAUGCAUUCGGACUGCAGGCUGCUACGGGCAGAGCGGUAAUGGGGGGCGCGGACCCGGCGGCGGCCGGGGUUCUCCUCCGGGCGAUCCUCGUCCUGCUCGCCGCGCGGGGCGGUCGAGCCCAGAAAGGUGAUGGCUGUGGCCCCAGUGUGCUUGGCCCCAGCAGUGGGACUCUGUCCUCCCUGGGUUACCCGGGGACAUACCCCAACAACACGGUGUGCGAGUGGGAGAUCAGCGUUCCCCGCGGCGACCGGGUCCACUUUCGCUUCGCGGAGCUGGACGUCGGAGACGGCAACUGCCAGGUCAGCUACCUCCGCCUCUACAACGGCGUCGGGCCCGAGAGGAGGGAGAUUGUGAAAUACUGCGGGCGAAGUGUGAAGGUCAAAGAGCUGAUCGAGUCCACUGGAAACCAGGUCACUGUCCAGUUCAUGAGUGGGAACCAUCAAGGCGGACGUGGCUUCUACCUGUCCUACUCCACCACCAAACACUCGGAUCUAAUCACCUGCGUGGACAAAGGGACGGAUUUCCCCGAGGCAGAGUUCAGUAAAUACUGUCCGGCUGGCUGCUUGACUUCCACAGAGGAGAUUUCCGGAACUAUGCCUAACGGAUACAGAGAGUCCUCGCCUGUGUGCGUUGCCGCCGUCCACGCGGGCGUGGUGUCCAACGCCGAGGGAGGGAGGAUCGACGUGGUCAGCAGCAAAGGCAUCCCGCACUAUGAGGCCACGCUGGCCAACAAUGUCACUUCCACCGGAGGAACUUUGUCCAACACCCUCUUCACCUUUAAGACACACGGCUGCUAUGGAAGGCUCGGUUUAGAGUCCAGUGGUGUUGCGGACACCCAGCUGUCGGCUUCCUCAGUGUGGGAGUGGAACAACAUCCUUGGUGAGGACAGUGUGUGGGCGCCGUCAGGGGCCCGGCUCAACAAGGCGGGGCUGCCGUGGGCGUCUUCUCGGAUGGACUCGCAGCAGUGGCUGCAGGUCGAUCUCAAGAGGGAGAAGAGGAUCACAGGUAUCGCCACCACCGGCUCCACCCUGAGAGAAUACCAGUACUAUGUUUCAGCAUACCGGGUCCUGUACAGUAACGAUGGCCAGCAGUGGUCCACCUACAGGGAAGGGAAUUCUUCACAAGACAAGAUUUUUCAGGGCAACAUGAAUUACCUGCACGAGGUGAGAAAUAACUUCAUCCCCCCGAUCGAGGCCCGGUUUGUGAGGAUCAAUCCAACGCUGUGGCACCAACGAAUCGCCCUCAAGUUGGAGCUGCUCGGCUGCCAAAACCCAAACGCAGGACGGGGCAAAGCAGAGCCGAGGUCGAGGGGGCCUCCCCCCUCCCGCCACGCACCACCUCCUGCCGGUACAAAACGGCCGCCCCACCUUAACGGAACCACACACACCCCGGACAUUAGAAAUACCACUAUGCCGCCUCACACUGGCAAAGAUGUGGCCCUGGCAGCAGUUCUGGUGCCCGUGUUGGUCAUGGUUCUGACUGCCCUCAUCCUGAUAGUGGUGUGUGCUUGGCACUGGAGGAACAGGAAAAAGAGCUCUGAAGGAACGUACGAUCUCCCUCACUGGGACAGCACAGACUGGUGGAAAAGCAUGAAGCAGCUGCUGCCCUCUAGGAUGGUGGAGACGGAGGACGCGGUUCGGUACAGCAGCAGUGAGGCGGGCCGGCUCACGCGGGGAGGCGCUGGACCCCGACUGCACGCUGAACCUGCAGAAUACGCUCAGCCCCUGGUGAGCGGCGUUACGACGCUGGGGGCCCGGUCCACCUUUAAGCCGGACGAGGGGCCCGACCCGGGGUACUUCGACCCCGACCUGUACGACGCCCCCAUCUCACCGGACGUGUACCACGCCUACGCCGAGCCCCUGCCCGCCUCGGGGUCCGAGUACGCCACGCCCAUCGUGGUCGACAUGGGUUGCCACCAGUCCUCGCUGAACCAGCCCGCGUCGGCGUGCGGUUUCAUGGGGGCGGGGCCGGCGUCCCUGCUCCCGCGCACAGACGGCGGCCAGUCGGGGCCGUCGACCUACGACACGCCCAAAACAUCCACCGGACAGGUCACGCCCACCGAGGAUCUGACCUAUCAGGUCCCUCAGAGUAGCAUUCAGAAGCCAACGGGCAAGAGCUGAAGAGUCUGGAUGCACGUGGCUUUAAUCUGCCCCAGAGCCCCCCGACCCCCCUCCUCUCACUUCCAACCCAACAGACGGAAGAAGAGGGUUGUUGGCGGCGGCGGAGGAGUGAACCUGUGAGCUGGAGUCUUGAAUGAACACUACCUUCGCCUUAGAUUCAUCUGGAGAUGUCUGUAUCGCCUAAAUGUUUUUUUCUCUCCCUGCAUGGCCACAACCUGCUCGCCACAACAGUCCUAUCACUGAAACCACACAGAUGAAUGUGUUCAUGCCGGCGCGAGAGGGAACGCCGACUACUGUUUGAUAAAGACUUUGUCCCUGUUCUGUGAUCCUAAGUAGUUGUUGCAUUGUGUGAAACUGUGACUUCCAUUGUUGUUCUUCUGUUACACGCGGAACCAACCGAAAUGUUCCCGGUGGGUGACGGCCACCAACUCCAAAGGGUUCUUAGUGAACCAACGGCAUUUUGCAUUCAGGGCCCCUCGAUCCACAGGAAAGGAUUCCUCCUCGAGUCGUUUUUUUAUUUUUUAUUUUCCAUGGUACGUCUUUGUCUUACUUUGUUUUAAAAAGCAUGACUUGAAAUUGUGUAUUGUUCGAGUGAUCCCAUUACUGCAAACUCUCAGAUGAUUCACUGAUAUUUAUUUUUUAUUUCACAACCUGCUGAUGCGAAGCUCUUGUUAAAAAGAGAAAUAGCCCACCACUACCGUCACGGACUACACCGAGUUAGAUUAAAAAAACAAUUGAUGUGAUUCCUUGUCAGAGUAUUCUAACUUGAAGAGGCUAAUUAGGAAGAUUCAUUCAAAUGGGAUUCUCAAAGUGAAGAUACUGUCACACGAAAGACCAAAUGUUGCCCUUUCCAGUGUCUAUGCAAUGUUUGUUCUCGGCAGGACCACCUUUCACCGUUGUGCCAACAGCGCAAGUUUAGCCAAAUGAACCAUAAAGCAGUCUUAAUGUGGGAAGAAUGUUUUUAAAGGCCUAGUUAGUUGACGCACAGAAAAGAGUGAGAUGUUAAGUCUUUUACAGCUGAUCGUUUCCUAGUUCUCCGUGUGGAACGUUUCCACUUUGUGUGUGUGUGAUCGUCUUGUGUCGACGUGGUGUUUUCUGAGUGAUCUUUCCUUGUAUCUAUGUGCGUGGUAAAUAUCAGUGCAGUCGUUGUCUGUAGCACCAGCUAGACUGCAUUCCUCUGCACCUGUGGUACCGAUCUGACCAAACGCACUGUGGCAGUGAAGGAGCAGCUGCUUCAGAACUACAGAAUAUCCACCUCUCCUGGUGGGGGGGGGGGUGCUGUUCACCGCUGUGCCACCAAUCACGCUUUGAUUGUGAUCAAUAACCGAGCUCAUUUACAUACAGAGUUGCGGUGCUCCCUGGAGUUUUAUGUGGCUCUCACUGAUUGUACAGAGAAAUAAAGAGUUUUAAAAGGAA
Messenger RNA from Gasterosteus aculeatus aculeatus (three-spined stickleback), 3759 nucleotides. RefSeq names its product discoidin, CUB and LCCL domain containing 2 (gene dcbld2). Gene Ontology annotation, molecular function: signaling receptor activity. Gene Ontology annotation, cellular component: plasma membrane. The record is from RefSeq and is a predicted model, not a curated record. Gene Ontology annotation, biological process: wound healing. Lineage: Eukaryota; Metazoa; Chordata; Actinopteri; Perciformes; Gasterosteidae.